Molecule: messenger RNA, 1128 nt
Organism: Marasmius oreades (fairy-ring Marasmius)
Lineage: Eukaryota; Fungi; Basidiomycota; Agaricomycetes; Agaricales; Marasmiaceae
Exons: 7
Coding region: 1-1128 (375 amino acids)
Biological process (GO): histone catabolic process
Cellular component (GO): Lid2 complex
Molecular function (GO): ubiquitin-protein transferase activity; chromatin binding
Source: RefSeq, a predicted model, not a curated record
AUGGCGGAUACCUCAAACCCUUCCUUUCCCCCGCAAGCGGAAGAUAAAUAUCCUGUCUUCCUAAGAAACGGACAGCAGGUCAGAGUAAACGAUCACGUCUACUGUUCACCCAGCUGGACCGUGCGAGACGGUACUCCAUAUUCCGUGGCUCGCAUCAUGGAAUUUCUUAGACCCGAAGGGAAAACCGGCGCCGAAGGGGAAUCAUUCCACUACACACGAGUUCGUCUGGCUUGGUACUAUCGUCCCAGCGACGUUAGCGACCGCCCAGUAAACGAUUCGCGUCUUUUAUUGGCUGCCAUCUAUUCGGAAGUUUGCGACAUCAAUCAGAUUCGCGCCAAAUGCCACGUUGUACACAGGGACAAGAUUUCGGACCUCGCUGGUUGGAAAAAACGUCCAGAUCGGUUUUAUUUCAAUCGUUUAUUUGACCCUUAUAUCAAGAAGGAGUUUGAAGUCAUUCCCUCGAUAGAUAUUCGAAACAUCCCUGAGGAUGUUCGAAACACACUUAUUUGCCGCUACGAAUACGUUGUAGCGGAGAAGGAGGUAAUUCCAGACCUCACGGAUUCGAUCCGUCUAUGCCAAUCCUGCGAUGAAUGGUGCCCUAGCCCCGAUUCGGUACAGUGUGACCGAUGCAAGAACUACUUCCACAUGAGAUGCGUCCAGCCCCCGCUGCUUGCAAAGCCCUCAAGGGGGUAUGGCUGGACGUGUGCUCCUUGUUCUCGGAGACACGAGGAGGAAGUAGACAGCCGUGAAGUCCGUCAUAAUACGCCUGGCUCUCGGCCACCCCAUCUCAAAUCCAACGCCCCUGCUCCUCGUGGACGGGGACGCCCGAGAAAGGACCGAAACCAGGCAGAGAAGGAGGAGAACAUGACCGUAAAACACUUCAAGAUGUGGCCUUUUAGAUACUUCGGUCAGUAUACGGUAGCAGAGGAUACACUAGAUCCCGAGGAUCUCAUCUUCUGUCGAGCUGCAACUCGUGUGGGACCCAAGUAUCAACCAACAUAUCCAGAUUACGGCAGUGUUCAUCAAGGCCCAGACGAAGAACGGGGGGAAGACAAGACUAUCGAAGUGCUAAGCGCUUUGCAUGACUUUACGAGCGCAGAAUUUGACGAAGGUAUUUUAAUCCCUUAG